AUGGUCAGCGCACCGGAGACCGGCGAGCCCAUGGGUGACCCCACCAUGGAGCUCGUCAAGGCCCUGCUGGUCGCCGCCUACCCGCAGAACCUGGCCCUGCGGAGGCGCAUCAACAUGGCCAAGCACAACACUGCCACGGGCCUGGAUGCCAUCAUUACGCCCCAAAGCGUGAACGCGCCCCCGAAGGCCAAGGCAAGCACGGCCGGGGCUCCGACGGGUGGCGACAGGCGGGAGCCGAGCUGGUGGUCCUACGGCUCGAUGCAGAUCUCGAACCGCCAGGGCUUCUUGCGGGCCACCACGCUCAUCGAUCCCUACCACGUCGCGCUCUUCGGCGGCCUCCAUCAUGAGCAGGACCAGCACGGGGCCUUGCGGGAGGUGGACGGCUGGAUCGAGCUGAGAGGCCAGCGGUCCACUCUGCGGGUGCUCGCGCGGCUGCGGGACGCCAUGUCCCGCUGCAUCCACCUGAAGGCCCUGGAGCCGGGCCGGGGCCUGCCGGAGGGGCAGAGGACGGUGCUGCGAGAGCUGGCGACGCUGCUGAAGGCGGCGGCGCCGCGGCAGGCCAGGAUCGCUUCCCUGCUGCCCGAGGCGCCGACGGCGGAGGUGGAGAAGCCGCCCCCGCCCUCGGAGAGGCCGAAGGGCGCCAGGGAGAAGGGCGGCCGCGAGAAGGGCGGCGGCAAGGCCCGCGGCAAGGGCGACACCAGUUGGUCCCAGGACGGUGGCGCGGGCGGCUGGGACAGCUGGCAAGGCGGCUCUUCGGGCAGCCGCGGCGGCGCCGCCGGCUCCGACAAGGGGCGCGGCCGCUCCAAGGGAGGCCGAGGCGGCUGGGACGCCUCGGGCUGGGACGGCUGGGGCUCCGCCGGCGGCUGGGACGCGGGCGGCGGCUGGGACUCGUCGGGCGGCUGGGGCGCCGAGGCGCCGCCCCCCGGGGUCGGCCUUCGCUGCUCCUCGGGAAGGGGCGGCAAGGAGCGGCUCGCGCCGUUCCGCCGGCUCGGCGGUGCCGCCGCGGUGGCGGCAGGCAGCGGCGACGGCCGCCUCGAGAAGGCCGGCGUCGCAGAGGCCGCGGCCGACAUGGGCGACCUGGCAGCGGGCGGCGCGGUCGACGAGAUGGUCGCCAACUGCGCGGCUCGGGGCUCCGACCAGCGGGCCAUGGACCCGCGCCCUCUCUGGAAGGCGUUGUUCCACGACCUCAUCGCGAAGCCGCAUAGCAUCCUCGGUGCUUUCAGGUGGCGCCGCGAGACGUUCCCCGCGACCGAGCCGUCGAUCAACGACUUCGCGAAUUUUGCGAAGGUGACCACCUUCAAUGGCGGGGGGGGGGGGGUGGAGGAGUUCUACAUCAACUGGCUGGUGACCACCGAGGGCUUCACCACUCGCCUCUCGACUGCGCUGAAGAAGAAGGUCGGUUUGAAGUCCGAGGUGCUGGGCUGCAACAUCCAGUCCGCGCGCGGGCUGCAGCGGCGCGUUUACGGCUCCUAUAAGUUGAACGCAGGGGGUGGCUACAUCAAAUCAAUCGAGUUCUGCAGCGGCGGCAAGGUCGACGUCUCCGAGAAGAAGAUCAGCGACGGGUGCGACCUCAUCCAGAACUGGAGCCACUGGCGGGCAUCGCGAGAACAGAUCCCGCCCCCGCCCUCGAGGAUGGCGCGCAGCGGGCGGGGCUGCCUCGCGCGGAACGAAAGCCAGCGGAAGGUCUGCAGCGUCGCGGUGGGCGCGGCGAAGCACGGUGCUCCCUCCGCCGCGUUCGGCGCGCCAGGGUUCGGCGCGUCCCUCGCGAUCGAGCUGCGCUGCUUCGCCAGGAAACGACAGUGCCAGCAGCGGCUGCACUGGGCGCGCAGGGACGUCAACACCUCGUGUGCGAGUACUUUGGGCCGCGGCCUGCUCCGACGCCCAGUGGCCUCAGUGUCGUCGCCGUCGGGGUGCGCGAUGGGAGCGUGGACGUCGCGCCAUUGCUCGACGCUGGCGCCCGUAGGGGUAGCCCCCACGGCCCGCGUGGUUGCCAGACUGCUGAAGGAGAUGUGCCCACGCGGCGUCAAGGCCCGCGUCGAACACUUCCUCGGGGCGGCGAUGCAGGCGCCGAAGCUGCAGGCCAUUUCCGCCCGGGCGCCGGCGGCGAUAUCUCUCCGCCUUGAGGCCGGGGCCCCAGAGGCGCGCGAGAGCGCCCCCGCCGCGCUCGCCGACGACCGCCAGGCGAGGCGGCGCGACGCCUUCGACGCCGCGGGCGGCGCGGAGGCGGUCAACCAGUUGGCCGCGCGCGUCGGGAAUUGCAGGUGCGCAUCUGCCAAUCAGGCAGAGUGGUUUCUCAGCGCGGACGAGGGCAUGGCGCGCGCGAUGCCCGUGCAGAACGUCGAGGUUGUCGGUGCCAAGGGGAAGGCGAACCGCGCCGAGUCGGGCCCCUCCGAGACCCAGAGCCGGAGGCAGUCCACGGAGCUCGGGGGACACUUCUUUUUCAAGUUCGAUGCCCAGUGGAUCGGCCUCUGGCAGCACAGGUCCACAUGGCGGCUCUUGCGCAUAUCAAUGGAAUUUUGCCCGAAUGGGUUUGCUGGCUUCAACGCCUUGGAGCGCUUCUUCGGGCUCAACGUGGACAAGAUGCCUGACCACGCGCACGGCUGCAACAGGGACUUCGACAUGGGAAUCAACCGCAUGGGCCUGGAAGGGUUUGGGAUGAUCACAGCGGUCGUGCGCAAGCAUUCGUUCCACGAGGCCGUUGAUGAGCGCCUAGGCUCCACAACUCCUGAGACGUGCCCCUAG
Prorocentrum cordatum is the source of this 2742-nucleotide messenger RNA. The record is from the annotation of a GenBank genome assembly. NCBI's taxonomy places the organism in Eukaryota, Dinophyceae, Prorocentrales, Prorocentraceae.